Messenger RNA from Bacidia gigantensis, 1668 nucleotides. RefSeq lists its product as uncharacterized. Gene Ontology annotation, molecular function: threonine deaminase activity; pyridoxal phosphate binding. The record is from RefSeq and is a predicted model, not a curated record. Lineage: Eukaryota; Fungi; Ascomycota; Lecanoromycetes; Lecanorales; Ramalinaceae. Bases 1 to 1668 code for a protein of 555 amino acids. Gene Ontology annotation, biological process: L-threonine catabolic process. The transcript is spliced from 3 exons.
AUGGCAUCCGAAGCUCUACCCAAUGGCAAUCAUAACGCCAUGCCAUUGACCGAAUAUUCAGCCACUCCUGAUGUAAACGGCGCACAGAAGACUAGUGCUUCUUCAUCCAUACCUGCAGAAUAUCUGCUUUCGGAUGGCCACCCCGACUAUCUCCGCCUCAUUCUCGCUUCUCGCGUCUACGAAGUCGUCCAAGAAACCCCCGUCACACGCGCCCACAAUCUCAGCAAACGACUUGAAUGUGAAGUCCUCUUGAAAAGAGAAGAUCUACAACCCGUCUUCAGUUUCAAAUUGCGAGGGGCUUACAACAAAAUGGCACACUUAGACAAAGACAGUCGGUGGAAAGGCGUAGUGGCCUGCUCAGCCGGAAACCAUGCUCAGGGAGUCGCCUACUCUGCCCGCCAGCUUAAAAUACCCGCAACAAUAGUCAUGCCAGCUGGUACACCUUCAAUCAAGCAUCUCAACGUCUCAAGGCUGGGAGGAUCAGUAAUUCUCCAUGGCGAGGACUUCGACUCCGCGAAGGCCGAAGCCCACCGUCUUGAAGGACUCCACGGCCUCACAGACAUCCCACCCUUCGAUGAUCCGUAUGUCAUAGCAGGCCAAGGCACCAUAGGCAUGGAACUCCUUCGCCAGACCAACCUCCAAGAACUCGAAGCAGUCUUCUGCUGCGUCGGUGGCGGUGGGCUCAUCGCUGGUGUCGGCUUCUACAUCAAACGCAUAGCACCGCACGUGAAAAUAAUCGGCGUAGAAGCCCACGACGCCAACGCAAUGGUCCAAUCUCUCAAAACAGGCUCACGCGUUACUCUAAACGAAGUCGGCCUCUUCGCCGACGGUGCGGCUGUCAAAUCCGUCGGCGAAGAAACCUUCCGCCUCUGCCGCACGGUCGUCGACUCCGUAAUCGAAGUAACCACGGACGAGACCUGCGCCGCCAUAAAAGACAUCUUCGAAGACACCCGCACAAUCGUCGAGCCCGCAGGCGCCCUCGCGCUCGCCGGCCUCAAAAAAUACAUCGCCGCAAACCCAAGCAUGAACACAAAACGGCAGCUGGUAGCCCUCGCCUCAGGCGCAAACAUGAACUUCGACCGUCUGCGCUUCGUAGCCGAGCGCGCCGCGCUAGGCGAACAGAAAGAAGUCCUCAUGAGCGUAACCAUCCCCGAGCGUCCCGGCGCCUUCGCAGACCUGAUAAAAGCCGUCCUCCCCCACGCGGUGACCGAAUUCAGCUACCGGUACGCCGACCCCAGCUCCGCCACCGUGCUAAUGGGCAUCUCCGUCACAGCCUCCACGCGCGCAGUCGAGGUGGCGGAUCUCAUCAGGCGCCUCUCUCACGCGGGGAUGGAAACACACGACCUAUCGGGCGACGAGCUGGCGAAAACGCAUAUCCGGUAUCUAGUGGGCGGGCGGAGUAACGCGCCGGAUGAGAAGAUGUAUAUGUUCGAGUUCCCCGAGCGGCCGGGGGCGUUGAUAAAGUUCUUGUUUGCGUUGAGGCCGGGGCAGAAUAUCAGUCUUUUCCACUAUCGGAAUCACGGGGGCGAUGUGGCGAAGAUACUGGCGGGGAUCCAGUGUCCGGAUGGGAAGGAGAAGGAGGAGCUAGAGGGGUUUUUGAAGCAGCUGGGGUAUCCGUAUGAGGAGUGCACGGAGCAUGCUGUUUAUAAGAGGUUUUUGAGGAUGUGA